CGCAGCCCGGGUGACGAAGAUGGUGCUCAUCAAGGAAUACCGUGUAGUGUUGCCGGUCUCUGUGGAAGAGUAUCAAGUCGGGCAGCUGUACUCUGUGGCCGAGGCCAGCAAGAAUGAGACCGGAGGAGGAGAAGGCAUUGAGGUGCUGAAGAACGAACCCUAUGAGAAGGAUGGCGAGAAGGGACAAUACACACAUAAAAUAUACCAUCUAAAGAGUAAAGUCCCAGGGUACGUGAAGAUGAUUGCACCAGAGGGAGCAUUAGUUUUUCAUGAAAAGGCUUGGAAUGCCUACCCAUACUGUCGCACCAUUGUGACGAAUGAGUACAUGAAGGACGACUUUAUGAUAAAGAUCGAGACGUGGCACAAACCUGACAUGGGAACAGUAGAAAAUGUCCACGACCUGGACGAGCAGACGUGGAGGACCGUGGAGGUGGUUCCCAUAGAUAUUGCAAACAAAGAGGAAGUGGCCACGGGGGACUAUAAACCAGAGGAAGAUCCUGCUCUUUUCCACUCUGCCAAGACGGGCAGAGGACCUCUAGGCCCUGAAUGGAAGAAUGAGCUGAAGACAGACUGUCCUUACAUGUGUGCAUACAAACUCGUGACUGUCAAGUUCAGAUGGUGGGGUCUGCAGACCAAAGUGGAGAAUUUCAUCCACAGGCAAGAAAAGCGUAUUUUCACCAACUUCCACCGCCAGCUGUUCUGCUGGAUUGACAAAUGGGUGGGUUUGACCAUGGAGGACAUCAGGCGGAUGGAAGAGGAGACUCAGAAGGAGCUUGAGGAGAUGCGUCAGAAGGGAGAUGUGCGAGGAACCUCUGCAACAGACGAGUAGAGGCCCGUCACUGUAGGUCAAACACUAGAGGCAGGCUGACUGCGUAAAACAGGUCCGAUUCGAGGCACCAGUGCUGCUCAUGAGCAGUGAGGCAAAUCAACCAAACCCUGUCAUGAUGACGUCAUCCGAGACACGUCCACCACGAUGAGGAAGUGGCCCUGACGUCGCCUCUUCUCUUCCUGUCUCACAUGAUUCAUUGGGGGGUUUGACAAGAUUGGUUAACAGUACUGUACAGAUCCUACCCCGAUCACAAGCCUCCUGUUCACCCAGAAAACAAAAAAAAACAUGGUUUUGCAUACAUAUAAAAAGAAAAAAAAAACUCUUUGCACAGAACGUAAAUUGCCUGAUAUGUAAUUGUUAGUUGAUUAUUACAAUGGGCUUUGUUUUUAUUCAGGUGUGUAAACCGUGACUCAGAAAGUCAAGCCUUUUAAAUUAAUUAGAAUGUUGUUUUUAGGUAAACAGAUUCCCACGAAAAUUGGUAUGAGAUGACUUUAGCAGGUAUUGGACCAUUUACCUCCCUACCCUCCCUUGUAUUAUAACUGUCUGUCUCUACUUUAGUCCCCGUCCCCCGUCCCCCCAGUAUUGUCUAUAUUCUUGUCCUGGUAAACUUUGUCUAGAUCUCCUCUCCCCUGUGUUCCACUGUCCCCCUCUGUCUGGCAGUUGUUGGGAAUACUGGUGUCCCCGUUUUUUCUUUCUUUUUGUAGUUUUCAUUUUUCAGGCUCAUCCAUGCCUGUUUAUGGUUCAGAUCCAAUGUAAUGCUCAUGCAUGAGAGAUAAUUCUUUGCUAUUGUUUUCCCCUCACAUGCACACGCGUCCCACAUUUCGACACCCCCUCCCCGUCCCCUCCGUCACAAGUGCAUGUGGACAACAGCAACUCCUCAGUAAACUGUCAUUGCAUGUGUAUAGUCGCUGCAGUGCAGCUUCGCUCAAGUGGAUUGUUUGUGUUGAUUAGAGAGAGGGUUAGCGCCCUCUAGGAGAGUCUGUACAAUACACCUGUGUGUUAGUGUGUGCAUUUGUGUGCUUGUUUGUGUUAUCAACUGCCUUAGGACUGUCACUCUUGGGACUGAGAUGGAGAAGGUUCAGCUUAAUAUCAAGGCUUCUGAGUGACUCGCUGCACACAGCCGUGCUCUCACUCCACAACCAGCCUGCUGAACUUUGCCUCAUGCUGUCGCUGCAUGUCCUUUCUCCUUGGCUAGGGCUUUAACUGGAGGGCUAACCCUCCACAGAAGCUUUUCUUUUUUCUUUUUUAAACUGAAACAAAUGAGGAUGAGAGUCUGUGCGUUGCCGCGUGCAUGAAUCGAGGUGGGGUGGGUUUUUUUUUUUAUAUCUUUCCCAAACUACCGUUUCCUCUCUCGACUGACAGAGCUAAUGGGUCCAGGCAGAUCUGCGAAGUUUGUUGCAGCUGUGGAUUUACAAGCAUUCUGGGUGUAUAGUUUUUAUUUUUUAUUUCAUCAUCAUGUAUACUGAUUUUUAAGCUUUUCAUCUACCUUAACUUACAAGUAAGUAUGAAGUCAGUCCGAACUUUUCUUGACUGGUUAAAGAUGAAACUGCUUUAGCAAAGGUUAAGUAAAUAAAUCUGACUCUUACGGUUUAGAUCAGUGUUGGGUGAUCUAGUACGAGCCUUGAUCUAAAAACAGGUGGUGUCUUUAUCCUCCUCUUUCAUGCAUCACUACUUUUUUUUUUUUUUUUUUGUGGCUGCAUCGACUUGAGGCUGUAGCCGUUUUAUCACAGCGUGAACUGAGUUUAACCGUCUUUAUUUUUGAUCUUGUGCGGAUCCUGUUUGGGCUCUAGGUAAAAUACUUUGUGACGUUUUCUAUGAUCAUGAGCGUAGCUUUAGUGCAGUUUGACAGCUGUGAUGAAGACUUUGUUUCUUGGAUCAGGUAUGAGUGUCUCCAAAACUCCUAGGUUUUGUUGUAACCUAUCUGUGUGUGGUCUAUGUUGGACAGAUUAAAAGAGAGUUAUAAGUGUACUUCUAAAUAGAAAUGGACAAACUGUACAUACAAACACUGACUUGAAUGGGAUAUUCACAGCUACUAGGCGUUGUCAGGUCUAUCAUUCAAUACUGUACUGCUAAAAGAAACUUUAAGGAAGUUAUUGUUAUCGGAGCAGGUAGUGUCAGCUCUGUGGACAGUGUGCUGUGUGUGUGUGCGUGAAGUGGAGCAAACUGUCCACACGUUGUUGCUCAUACCAUGGUUUAACUGUACCUCAUCCAUGCUUACGAAUGUACAGCUAGGACAUAGAUGUGUGGAACGAUGCGGGACGUUUCUGAGCUGCAGGAACACUGACGUGCUUCACACCUGCACAGGCAUGACGUGGGCCCAUUAUAUCAUCAACACAUGACGGACAAGUGGAUUUACUAAAACUAGAUUCGAUCUGCAUGCUCAACACUUUUUGUAUAAUUUCACCUUUUCCCUUUUUUUUUCUCUCUCUCACUCGACUAUUCUCCGUUUAUGUUUGAUCAGUACAUCAGUGCUUUUGAGAAGCUCUUGAACUGCAUCAGAUGAGAAGGGAAAUCCUUUUAAAGGGCGGCUUCUCCUCAGAAUCAAACUGGAUUCAGCUCGACCUCAGACUUACCGACGAGGAGUGAAAAGCCUGACCGAGUUUGAUGAUGACGGGAGUCGCCCUGUAGAUUCGUACAGGCUGUGUGAUGUACAGUUUUGUAGCAUUACCAGUGAUGCCAGCCAGGGUAUGACUGUGAGGGGAGGGAUAGAAACCGAGGGAACAGAUGGAGUCCAAAAUACUGUUUUCUUUAUUGUAAUCAUGAAUAAGCACUUGCAAAAUCUACUGUUUUUUUUUUUUCUUUUAUGUUUUCUUUUUUGUUUUUGAAAGACAAAGAUUCACAAUGUACUCAAUUUUCUCUUUUCUGAUAAGGCAAAAUUCAGGGGAAUUAGUAGUGAAUGUAAAACAAUUAGUUCCUUUUUUUUUUUCUUUUUCACAGCUUUCAGGCUGUGACAGAAGGUCUAGACAAUGGAACAUAACAGAAUAUCUAAUAAAUUUGAACAAAUAAGA
Toxotes jaculatrix (banded archerfish) is the source of this 3837-nucleotide messenger RNA. It is a transcript of the gene pitpnb, whose product is annotated as phosphatidylinositol transfer protein, beta. Lineage: Eukaryota; Metazoa; Chordata; Actinopteri; Toxotidae. The record is from RefSeq and is a predicted model, not a curated record. The coding region runs from base 20 to 829 and encodes 269 amino acids. Gene Ontology annotation, molecular function: phosphatidylinositol transfer activity; phosphatidylcholine binding; phosphatidylcholine intramembrane carrier activity. The transcript is spliced from 12 exons. Gene Ontology annotation, biological process: phospholipid transport. Gene Ontology annotation, cellular component: cytoplasm.